GUCGCUGGUGAUUUGGAAGAUGUAGCCGAAAGUUGAUGUAAUUUACACUGCGUUGUCUUUGAAAUUAACGUUAGCAUAUUUAUACAAAUGCAUAGUACGUACUACAAACCACAAAAUGGUACAAACUGCACGUACACCAAAUUGAAAGCUUCAUGUCAGACUAAAGCAGACUCCCACGGCCCAGCCAUGCCUCAGAAGCCCCAAAAGAGCGCCCAGACGGCCCACUACAUAGAGGUGGGGGGGUAUCAGUACUGGCCCGUGCUGGUGCCCCGCGGUAUCAGACUGUACACCUACGAACAGAUCCCGGUGUUCCUGAGGGAGAACCCCUACAUCACAGACGGAUACAGAGCCUACCUGCCCUCCAGACUGUGCAUCAAAAGCCUCUUCGUCCUGUCCAAUGAGUCGGUGAAUAUCUGGAGCCAUCUGUUGGGCUUCCUGCUCUUCUUCUUCGUCGGCGUGUACAACAUGGCCUUCGUGCUGCCGGCCAUCGGCGCCUCCAAAGAGGACUACGUCAUCUACUCCAUCGGACUCUUCUGCUUCCAGCUGUGCAUGCUGUGCUCGGUGGGUUAUCACCUGUUCUGCUGCCACCGCUCGGAGAAGACCAGCCGCCGCUGGAUGGCGCUGGACUACGCCGGGGUUUCCGUCGGCAUCCUGGGCUGCUACGUCCCCGGAGUCUUCUACACCUUCUACUGCAACAACUACUGGCGGCAGGUGUACCUGGUGACGGUGCUGGCCAUGAUCCUGGCCGUGUUCUUCGCUCAGAUCCACCCCCACUACCUCAGCAAGCAGUGGAAGCAGCUGCGCUCGCUCAUCUUCUGCCUGGUGGCCGGCUACGGCCUCAUCCCCACCUUCCACUGGAUCUGCAUCACCGGAGGCUUCUCCUCGGAGCUCGUCCAGGCUUUUAUUCCUCGGGUUCUGGGGAUGUACUUCAUCGCUGUAUUAGCUCUCAUCUUCUACGUUUCUAAAGUUCCUGAGCGCUACUUCCCAGGUCAGCUGAACUACCUGGGCUCCAGUCACCAGGUGUGGCACCUGCUGCUGGUGCUGAUGUUGUACUGGUGGCACCAGUCGUCGUGCUUCAUCAUGGCGUACCGACACAGCCGGCCCUGCCCCGACGCCCCCCCCCCACCAAUAGGACGCCGCUCUGCACGCCGAGGAUCCCCGACUCUGUCGUAAGCAGCGCCGUUGGUGAAUGACGACACAUUCGGUCCACCUGACCUGUGAAGGAACAGCCGGGCUGCAAACAGGGAAUCGAACCUGUGACGCGUGUGGAGUGUGUUUUUACCAGCUCGUCGCCAACAAACACAAAUGCUGCAGUUCAACUACACAAUCUACACAAAAAACAAAUGGUUAGUUUAGCUGCGUAGCGUUCUCUAAGUGCCUGUUAAUUAAACAUUAUGUAGCACUUGUUAAAUUAUGUUAUGUUUUGCUCCAAGAAUGCCCGAUAUUUCAAAUAAUCCCUUGUUUUUAAAUAAUCAAGUAAAAUUAAAUUCAAUGCUUUAAUGUCACCGCUGGGUGCAAGUAAAUAAAAUCUGUUUUAAAGUGUUGAAAUUUGACGAGCAAUCGACCCAAAUUUCUUUCAUUUCCAAACUUUAACAAGUUGUCAGUGUUUGAACUUUGAGGUUCUUAAUGAGAACAAGCAACAAACGAACCAGUGGUUAUUAAUUCAUGUUUAGAUAUAAAAACCAAAGAGAUAUUAAACGUUCUCUUCAUUAAGCUUCAUUUUGUGCUUUUUUGCGUGAGCAGUAUUAUUGUUUCUGUACAUUGUUUAACAAGUACAUACAAGUACAUACAAGUACCACCAGAACGUAAUGUGUAAUGCUGCUCUGUCUGUGUGCAAACUGACAUUAUAUUGUUUCACUGUUGGAAGGUUUUCUUUGAGAAGUGUUUUAAGUCAGUUUAUUAAACUGAUUUAUUUUAUUCUUUUAUUUUCCAGCUCUGACGAGAGAAAGUUGAGGCUUAUUAAAAUGUUGUGUGGUCAGUUUGUAGAUAUUUAAACAAAUACUGACGUCUUCAAUAUGAAUCAUGUUAACUCAUAUAUAUAUAUAUAUAUAUAUGUGCAAUGGAAAAUGUUUGACAGAUGUCGUACAGUCAGUUGCCUACAUGCAUUAAAAGUAUUUAAAAAAUUGUUAAACAUUGUUCUUUUUAGCACUUUGUGUUCUCAAAAAAUCGAUCGAUUUACUCCAUGUGGGCAACGUUACUGUAAUCACUGUCGACUUGUUAGUUUGAAUUGGGACAUUUGUGUCCUCGUGCAGCUCUGUUACCUCCUGUUCAUUCUCACCUUUAAACUGCUUUUUGUUCCCGUGUGAACAGAGUUUAACUAAACUGUCAGAUUCUCAUUGUUCAGGCUCGAUACUCUCUGUACUGUGUCUCCGGCUCAUUUUAGGGUGAUGUGCAAUGUUCAAGUCAACCGCUUUUUUUAAUUUUCUCUUUGAAUGACUUCAUUCCAAAAUGCAACACGUUCACGAUGGACAGAAGUCAUCGUCACUGAAACGUCUAAAUUCUCUCAAAUGUUAGUUUGUGUACACAAAACAAUAGUUGAAUGUUCUGGAAUGAAAGUCAUUUCUUUUGUUUGUCAUAUUUAAAGUUUUAGACCGAGACAGAUGUUGUUACUGUUGUGUAUUUAAGUUAUUCUUUGUGGACCUGACGUCUGAGCUCUGAGACGUCGGCCGUGUGUCUGAAGAGGUUUUGUAGCAGCUGGAAUUUUUGUAUCUUGACUUUUCAUACCUGAGCAAUCGGUGCUGAACGUGACUCUAAAUAAUAAUAAAUAAACCAUGUGUGUGAAACUGCUUUGUUUUCAAACCUCUGAGAUGAAUCUUUGUUUUGUUUUUUAUUGCAUCAAACAGCAGUAGAGCAGAGAAAUACAAUAUCAGAUGUGUGGAAAUAAAAUGAACAACAAAAGAUGUAAAGUAGCAUCGCAUGGUUCCACUGGUGAAAACAACCUGCAGGUUUAACUCAAACAGUGAAGGUAGAUGCAGAGCUUAAGGCCGUCGAUGUGGAGAACACACAGAAACUAGUUCAUGAAUACAAACGCCUGAUUACGCUUCACAGAUCACUCCGCCGGUCUUUGAUUUUAGUUCCCUUUUAUAAAUACGCCAAAUCGCAUCCUGCAGCGUUAUUGUUAACAAAUAACACGAAAAGACCAAAACCAAUAACGAACGGAUCCUGAGUAACUGAGGACUGAUAUCUUACUUUGCUUGCUAGUGUAUUUGGACCAAAUGUAGAUUAAUCCGCCGCUGAAAACAGUCCCCGACAAAUGCACUAGUUCAUCAAGUUAAGAGUCACAUCUGAUAAAAACUACAGUGACCAGCUGUUAUAGGAAAUUACUUCCUGAACCUAUUUUAAAAGAAACUUUAUAUUUUCGACAUGUUUUCAAAGGAAUAGUUGUGACGUGUUCACGUGUUUGUUGAAAGUGAGAUAAAACUAUCGAUACCUCACCCUCAUCUAUCCUUAAUAAUAUGAAG
This is a messenger RNA of Anarrhichthys ocellatus (wolf-eel), 3461 nucleotides long. RefSeq names its product progestin and adipoQ receptor family member IIIa (gene paqr3a). Gene Ontology annotation, cellular component: membrane. Gene Ontology annotation, molecular function: signaling receptor activity. The record is from RefSeq and is a predicted model, not a curated record. Lineage: Eukaryota; Metazoa; Chordata; Actinopteri; Perciformes; Anarhichadidae. The transcript has 8 exons. The coding region runs from base 88 to 1173 and encodes 361 amino acids.